Heterobilharzia americana is the source of this 1793-nucleotide messenger RNA. NCBI's taxonomy places the organism in Eukaryota, Metazoa, Platyhelminthes, Trematoda, Strigeidida, Schistosomatidae. The record is from the annotation of a GenBank genome assembly.
UGAACGUUGAGUGGACUGCUUUAUGAAUGUUGCGCUACUUAGCUGUGAUCAAUUCGUUGUUCCAAAAUUCGUAGUAAUAUAUAUUCGAGACUUCAUCUUUUGGUCUGAGUAGAUACUGUAUCCAGAAUCUCAGCUAUUCCUAUCAUACUGAUUCUUAUCUAUGACUGAACGGAAAGUUCUCAAUAAAUAUUUCCCUCCAGAUUAUGAUCCUUCAAAAAUACCUCGUCUUAGAAGAGGUGAGAGACGUAAACAAUUCAAUAUACGUACAAUGGCUCCAUUCAAUAUGAGAUGUAAUACAUGCAAUGGAUAUAUUUAUAAAGCGAAAAAAUUUAAUUCUCGAAUGGAAACUGCAGAGAAUGUUGAUUAUUUAGGAUUAAGACAUUAUCGUUUUUAUAUUCGAUGUCCUAUAUGUUGUGCUGAAAUAAUUUGGCGUACAGAUUUAGAAAAUGGUGAUUAUAUGCUAGAAAGUGGAGCUAAACGAAAUUUUGAAGCAUUAAAAACAGCUGAAGAAUUAGAAGUUAAACGUCAAGCUGAAGAAGAAGAAGAACUUGCUAAUAAUCCAAUGAAAUUAUUAGAAAAACGAACUGAUCAAAGCAAACAAGAAAUGGAAAUGGUUGAAGUGAUUGAAGAUUUAAAACAAUUGAAUCAACGACAAGCUACUAUGGAAGCAGAUCAUGUUUUACUUAGAAAAAUGUGGCAAGAAGAAGAAGCUAUAAAAAAAGCUGAACAAGAAGCUGAUGAAGCAUUAAUAAAGGAGUUACUUGCAUCUAAAUCGGAACAUGUUCAUCUAUUACCAUUAACUGAACCCGAAGUUAAUAAUCCUGUGAAAGUGAAUAAAAUACCAGACAUGAAAACUUUACUCGAUUCUACUAAAAAAGGAUCAGUUGAUGUAAACUGCUGAUGAUCUCGAUGCCAAACGAGCGAAACAAUUGUCCGGUGUUUAGAUUAAUCUGGCUGACUGGUAAUCUUCUUGGAUGACGUCCACGAAACAAUUGAAAUUAUUGGUUGACAACUUGAUAGAAGUGGGAAAUCUUACUUAAAACGUCAACUUCAAGGCAUACUUCUUCUACCGAAACAAUUAUCAUCUGAAGCGAAAACUUCUAAAAUGGAUCCUAUUUCUAAUAUUAAUGAUGUUUCAAGUUGUACAGUUGACAAACCGUUGAAAAAUGACAAAUCAUUACAGAAUACUGUUGCUGCUGCUGCUGCUGAUGAUGAUGAUGAUGAUGCGCAGUCAUGUUUACCUUUACCUGGAAUGAUAUAUUCAGAUCAUAGUGAUAGUGAUUGAAAAAAGAUGAUGUGAACAAAAACACACAACCAUAUUCAUCACUUUUGUACAGGUUAUCUAAAUUCUACAGGUUUGUAUAAUAUGAUUUGGUUAGUACUACAAAUUUGUUCAAUGUCACUAUCAUAGUUAGACAGUUUUAUAGAAUACCUCUCGAUUAUCGAAAGGUUGAAGAUCUCGAUCAAUACACACUGUCACUGAAGUUUCAAAUCGGCUGCUUGAUUUUCUCAAGUUUGUUGUUAUCCAGCUGUAAUUAGGUGUUGAUUAACUAUGGAUCUUAAGAUGUUAGAUGCUAUUUCAGUCUGAGAAAAAACUACUUAUUACCUUUUAACUUACGUUUGUAUUUUCUGAAAUAUUGUGGUAAAAGUGACAUUCAUAUGAAUUAUUUGAGUGAGUGUUGUUAUUUCCACUGGGACUCGAACUGGGGACCGAUCGAUUCAAAUGCCAGAACACUAUCCACUAGAUCAUUGAGACACGAUAGUCACUUCUUGUGGCAAGGAGAAACACUAAA